AAACAGUUUCGCUUUCAAUGGCCCCAUCUUCGUCUCCUUUAUCGAUUGCCUGAGCUCUUGUGACAUCAAAUUCGUCUUCAUCUAGAUCAAAACGGCUUGGUGCUGGAGUCGAUAACGAGCGCAACUGUUCAGCUAAAGACGCCAUGUGGAAUAGCUUGGCAGCCUCGCCUUAAAUUAUUGAAACGACAAAAUUAGCAAUUACAGGGGAUAGGUUGGCGAACUGUUUUGAAGAUAAUUUUUUCGUUUCGCUCCUUGUUAAAAAUGAUUCUUAUUGUUUUUACGUUAAAAAAUUGAUAGAUUUGAAGGUUUCUUUGUUGGGUUUUCAAGAAACUGGAGUAAAUUCAACAUGACAGGUGACGAGUGAAGCCAAAAUAACUUACCGGCCAGGGGAGGGAGGGGGACGAAGUGGCACACAAUAGAAGAUGUGGAACACUCAUGACGUAAUUUGUUGUGGUUUCACAACACCGCUGUGGAAAUGGCGGUCGAGCCGAGUGCUUCCCCCAUGUUGUCAACUGCUUUCUUGCACAAUUGCGUCUCAAAACUAGAAGAUGGCAGCUCUGAAGACAACAAUAAAUCGCCACAUCUAUCAAGGAAGUCUCUGAACGAACUAGAAAGUUCUGAAAAGAGUGGAAUUCCAUUAAAUACUGCUUGGACGUUAUGGCAUGACAAAUAUGUUCGAGGGGCAACAGCAGCGGAAUAUGCAGCGAAUCUGCGAAAAGUGUACACUGUUCAUACAAUUCAGAGUUUCUGGAGUGUCUUCAAUAACAUACCACUCACGUCAUGUCUGGAUAUGAGAACGAGCUAUCACUUUAUGAGGGGAGAGAGAAAGCCAUUAUGGGAAGACAAAGAGAAUGUUAAUGGAGGCUACUGGAAAAUGAGGUGCUCCAAGCAAAACACAGUAAGUCAUUUGUUUUGAGUUUUUGAGUUGUGAGACUGAGACUUCAAAGUAAUUUACAUGCAACUGCAACAUGUUCAGACUCUAAGAGGGUCUUAUUCUAGCUAAUUCAGACGUCAUUUGUAAAACCAAACAAAAAAAUUGGGACUAAAGACUUUCUUAGAAUUGUUACAACGUUUGAGACUCCGAUCGAUACUGACGACAGCUAUAGCGGCGCUUGUCCACCGCUAGCUGG
This is a messenger RNA of Orbicella faveolata, 1130 nucleotides long. Its product is annotated as eukaryotic translation initiation factor 4E type 3-like. Gene Ontology annotation, biological process: translational initiation. Gene Ontology annotation, cellular component: eukaryotic translation initiation factor 4F complex. The record is from RefSeq and is a predicted model, not a curated record. Lineage: Eukaryota; Metazoa; Cnidaria; Anthozoa; Scleractinia; Merulinidae. Gene Ontology annotation, molecular function: translation initiation factor activity; RNA 7-methylguanosine cap binding.